Molecule: messenger RNA, 2220 nt
Organism: Penicillium egyptiacum
Lineage: Eukaryota; Fungi; Ascomycota; Eurotiomycetes; Eurotiales; Aspergillaceae
Source: the annotation of a GenBank genome assembly
AUGGAAAGCAUUAAAUUCCCAUCGAUUUUAGAUCCGCCCGACAACCCGGCAUCAGCGCGGGGAAAUCUUAGGACGCAAAAGCCAAAACAGACAAAGAGUCGGAAUGGUUGCAUCACCUGCAAGGCAAAGCGGUUGAAGUGCGACGAAGUCAAGCCAUCAUGUCAUCAGUGCGAAAGACGAAAGGUUCAAUGCGGAGGAUACAAGAAAGACUUCAAAUGGCGGCCAUUCGAAGAGACCAACUUGGCUUCUGGGCGGCCUACUGUAACCAAAGCCAAGAAAGCAAAUCAUUCAUCCGAUCAAGCUGGGUCUGCCGCCAAUAUUGGCCAGAACUUUCCAACUCCUCCGACGACUGAGCAGUCGGCAUCACCCAUUCGCAUAGAGUCUCACAAGUUUGAUGGCUCUCGCUCGCCUCCAGGCUCUCCUUUGCAUAGCUCGCCCAUUAGUAUCAAUAGCUUUUUGUCUACUGAAGCUCGAUCCCUUGACGAUCUACCUGUCACAAGAGACGAUGUUUCCAUGGCUGAUUGCACUGAGCCUCCCCUUGAUAUUAAUGUUUCGUUGUCCGCCGACUCUCCCCCGUUCAAUUUUCUCUCCUUUUUGGAGCCUUUUCAAGAUUCUCUGUCGCUAGCAAACUCAUUGGUUUCUGAUAUCGAUGCUGAUCCUGCUAGGCAUCUGCCUUUUGGCCCAGAGCAGCCGGAUCCCGAUGCAUCAAAGCUGAGCUUCUCUCAGCUAUUGGAGGAUGAAAAUGAUGACAUUGAGGAAAUUAUCCGGAAGUCAGACCCAGGACUGGGACCUUGGAACUUCACCUUACCAGAGGGAGAUUAUUUCCAUCUCGACUCUCCAAGCAUGUUAGACAACCCGUCUUUACCGCCGGAAAGUCCAGAAAUGCUCGUUUUGAGGUUUGAUAAGCUCACAUGUGGGAUUUUAUCCAUCAAAGAUGGUGCGCUAGAGAAUCCGUGGCGAACGCUCAUUUGGCCGUUAGCGAAAGACACGCCUGCACUUCGCCAUGCCAUCUUUGCUCUGACGGCUUUCCACUCGGGCAAGCAGAACCCCCAUCUUCGGCUCCAAGGGGUAAAGCACAUGCGCCAGAGCAUAACUGGUCUAGUUGGGCAAAUCCAGAACAUGAGGCCGGAUGCUGCACUGGCCACUAGUCUGGCGCUAGCAUUCGCCGAUACCUGGGACCAACACACCCGCACAUGCAUUCAACACUUGCGAGGUGCAAAAACAUUAAUGUGUCAAGUCAUCGCGAGUGGGACGCGAGGAGUUGUUAGCGACGAGCAUCUGGAUCGCAUCCGGUUUCUCUAUAACACAUGGUCCUAUAUGGACGUGAUUGCGCGACUAACUUCUUUGGAUGACUGUGGUCCUCAAAACUGGGAUUCUUCAGUUUUCGACCUUCCGAGUGAUACAGUCCAUGAUAUUGAUCCGUUAAUGGGCUGUGCCACUACUCUAUACCCUCUCAUGAGUCGGGUGGCAAAGCUGAUCCAACAAGUGCGGAAGAGCUCGUCGAACACGGUGUCCGUUGUGGCUCAAGCCAUGGAACUCAAAGCCCUAGUCGAGCAAUGGGAGCCACCGCGUUGGUUUGAGCCACCAGAUGAUCCCAGUUCCGAGGUGCAGCAUAGCAUUCAAGUUGCACAUGCGUAUCGCUGGGCUACGUUGCUGUACCUGCAUCAGGCUGUUCCAGAGAUACCCUCUGAGCCGGCCGAUAAAUUAGCGAAGAGGGUCCUGAUCUUGCUCGCCACCGUCCCUAAUACCUCCCGGACUACUAUCAUACAGUUGUUCCCACUCCUAGCAGCUGGCUCUGAAGUUGACACCGACGAUGACCGAAAAUGGGUCUUGGAUCGAUGGACCACAAUUCAGUCUCGCUUAAUGCUAGGUGGUGUAGACCGCUGUUUGGAGGUGCUGAAGGAGGUUUGGGAACGCCGCGACGCAAUGAAUGCCAAAAGAGAGCGUGAAAUGGUUAGUUCGCGACGUGCUGAGUCUUUUUCACCUGGGGAUAGGGAGAAAAUGAGCUCGUCAUUGCCAACCGAUUUCCGCAGACACAGUCCCAACGGUUCCCACAAGGGCCCAGCAGGAGGAAUACCAGGGCAGCCUGCAUCGAGGUCUGCACGCCGAGGCUCCGCACUCGCGUCGCUUGAAAACAUCGAAUUUGAAAGAACUGUGCGUGGCAGAUUGCACUGGGUGAAUGUUAUGGCUGAGUGGGGAUGGGAAGUUUUCCUUGGCUAG